CAGCGAUGACUAUUCGUAGGGAUAUGGGACAGAGCGUCUCCCGGGCCGGGACUGAGUAGUGACCCACACGUGUGAGCGGAGUGUGAGUGAGAGCCGCCAGCUGCCUGUGAGUGAAGCGCGGGGCACACGCAGAACUUCUACAGAGCGACACUACACAUCCUCUCCCGGGAUUGGCUGGCGGCCCCGUGACGUCACGAGGGGGGUGUUAAUAAAAGCACCGAGGAGGGAGAACACUUUAGAACUAGCAGUGACAGUCAGCGGGGCGAGAGCCACAUCGCGCACUACUGUCACCACCGGAGCAGAUGACCGACACCGGGCAACAACGACUGGUGAGCCCGGCUCCGGCGUCUACAUGCAGCAGGACAGCAUCUCCAGCGCUGGCUGACUACAAGUGACUUCUAGCGCAAGAAAAGUUGUGCAGCGUAAUGGAUCUAUUCACAGUCUCCUCCGCUAACGCAACGACGAGCGGUAACUUCUCCAAGGAGGAUGACAUCAAAGUGUCCGAAGCCUGGAUGGUGGGCAUGGGCAUCUUGAUGUCCAUCAUCGUCCUGGCCAUUGUCUUUGGGAAUAUCCUAGUGAUCACCGCUAUAGCCAGGUUCCAGAGACUGCAGACAGUCACCAACUACUUCAUCACGUCCCUAGCCUGUGCGGACCUGGUGAUGGGCAUGAUCGUGGUGCCCCUUGGUGCCAGUAUCAUCGUCAUGGACACCUGGGAGUUUGGCAACUUGUGGUGUGAGUUCUUCACCUCAGUGGACAUCCUUUGUGUGACUGCAAGCAUUGAGACCCUGUGUGUGAUCGCAGUGGACAGAUACUUUGCUAUCACUUCUCCAUUUAAGUAUCAAAGCCUGUUGACCAAGUGCAAAGCCAGGAUUGUGAUCCUCUUGGUCUGGGUGGUGUCCAUCCUCACCUCCUUUCUACCCAUCAACAUGCACUGGUAUAGGACCGAUGAACCCAAAGCAGUGGCCUGCUACAAGUUGGAGACCUGCUGCUACUUCUAUACCAACCCUGCUUAUGCCAUAUCAUCCUCCAUCAUCUCCUUCUACCUACCCCUGGUGGUCAUGAUAUUUGUCUACAUCAGGGUCUUUCAGGAGGCCAAGAAACAGCUGAGGAAGAUUGACAAGUGUGAAGGGAGGUUUCACAACCAACAAGAUGCCAAUGGCAAGGUGAUCAACAGGAGGACUUCCAAGUUUUGCUUGAAGGAGCAUAAAGCUCUGAAGACACUGGGCAUUAUCAUGGGCACUUUUACCUUGUGUUGGCUCCCUUUCUUCAUCGUGAACAUAGUCCAGGUGAUUUACAAGGAAGCCAUUCCUGACAGUGUUUACACCUUCUUGAACUGGGUGGGCUAUGUCAACUCUGCCUUCAACCCACUCAUCUACUGCAGGAGUCCAGACUUCAGAUAUGCCUUUCAGGAGUUAUUGUGUAUGAAGAAGGCCAGCACCAAGCUCUACACCAAUGGAUAUCCCCAGAGCAAUGGGAACAGUGUAUACAAUGAAGAAGCAGAUUCUGCUCAGCUAGGUAAAGACAUGACUACUGAGGUCUACUUAAAGGAGGACAAAUGUCCAAGUGAAUCCUUAUUGAACUGUGAAGGUACUGUGCUAGAGUACCAUAUAGAUCCCCUGAGCAAGAAUCACAACUCUCACGAGGAUUGCUUGUUAUAGGAUCCCUUUAGGAACAGACACAACAAACUGGAUCGUUUGCAAUACAAGGGUCAAAGAGAUAUUUUUUAUUGUAUUGACGAGAAGGAAAUAGAGGUCUUUAUAUUAAAGUUAUUUCUUUAAAUUUGGGCGGUGCCCAUGACUCGCAGGAUGUAUACAUUUUAUUAGGCAAGUGUUUAUUUCUGUAUAGUUUCACUUCUUAAAUUAAGGUAAGAAGACAUUCACUAAGCAUUAAGGCUUUUUUUUUUCUAUUGUGUUGUUGUCUUAUUCAUAUUGUUGGCAGAGCAAGAAGAAUCUACCUCAUGGAUGUGAAAAAAAGAGAAAAGUUCUUGUUUUAUGUUGUUUAUAUUGUUCUUUUUUUAUUUUAUUUUUAAGAAAAAGUUUUUUUGAUUGUAAAAUGAACACUGCACUGCUGGGGCGGCUGGUCUCUCCAGCAGUGCCUGGGUUAACUUGGUGGAUGUCGAUUCCAGAUUUUGAUGACAAAAUAGAAAGAGUGUGUAGGAAUUUUGUGAGAAUGUCAUUUCUAGACCCUAAAAUUCUUUAACCUCUUCAUCUAUGGACUCCCCAACAAUGCCUAUAGCCUUUAUUAUUCUCUCAGGCAUACUUAUACAGCUGGUACACAAGAUAUAAUGAUUUUUCUAUAAAAGGUGUGUAUGAGUUCUGUCCAACAUCAUAUUGAUCAGAACUAUUUUGUACACACACUUCGAUCGGCCAUUGGAAAUCCAUUAGUUUUUUUUAUUGGAUUUCCAGUCACAAUAAACAAUCAACUGAAACUGCAAUAAUGUUUUAAAGGUUUCACAAAAAUGAUAUGGAAUCAAUUAAAUCUUAAGACUUAUCAUUGGUCACAUCGUAUGAAAAAUCAUUACGUCUAUGGAUAGCUGUAUGAUUAACCUUCAAGGUCUGGUGGAUGAAGGGGUUAAAGGUUAGGUCGAGUUCACUUAAUUUUACAACUAAAGUCUAAAGUGGAUGUACAGAACCCAUCUCCUACCUAACUGAGACCCAACAACUAUGAUGGCUACUUAGGGCCAUCAAGAAGUAUAGCCGUGUGAGGCAGAUUUGCUAGCCAAAUCCUGAUAAGUAGAAGUCAGCUAGAUAGAGGAGAACAGAUGUUUCCACUGCCUGUGUGCCGAUAAGUACUGCCCUGAAAGUUAAUCAAUUAUCUGAAGCAGUCUUGCUGGUUCAGACAGGUUUCUGGCCAGAAGAUUUGUCACUAAGCAAUUCUUCUUUAACCCCUGUCCGGAUUAAAUUCACCAUCAAUAAAAUUUGGCAUUGCUAAAAACCUUUAAGUAGUAAGUAAUGAAGUCUAUAGCAGUAAAAGGUUUUUCUAUGCCUUGCAUGACCACAUAAUAGAUCUUCCUAGAGGAAGGUAGGAGUUUCUUGUCUCCUGGUGGAGAACAUGCCAAAUUAAUCAAUUACUCCUCAUUGAUAGGAUGGGGCUUUUCCAUAAGAAUAUAGUCCUCAGGAAAUCCGAUGUCACGGUUUGAUGGGGGAUGGGUUGUCAUACUUCCACAAUAAGGUAUUCCUGUCCACCUCACAGCAUGCAGGGCCACCAUUAGAUCAGCUCUUUGCACAUUUCCAAGCCGUACAGUAUUGUAUGUUGCUCUCAUUAAAGGUCAUUGU
Messenger RNA from Hyla sarda, 3275 nucleotides. It is a transcript of the gene ADRB2, whose product is annotated as adrenoceptor beta 2. Gene Ontology annotation, cellular component: membrane. Gene Ontology annotation, molecular function: norepinephrine binding; beta2-adrenergic receptor activity. The coding region runs from base 426 to 1658 and encodes 410 amino acids. NCBI's taxonomy places the organism in Eukaryota, Metazoa, Chordata, Amphibia, Anura, Hylidae. The record is from RefSeq and is a predicted model, not a curated record. Gene Ontology annotation, biological process: adenylate cyclase-activating adrenergic receptor signaling pathway; norepinephrine-epinephrine-mediated vasodilation involved in regulation of systemic arterial blood pressure; negative regulation of smooth muscle contraction. The transcript has a single exon.